Pleuronectes platessa (European plaice) is the source of this 2697-nucleotide messenger RNA. Its product is annotated as gastrula zinc finger protein XlCGF57.1. Gene Ontology annotation, biological process: negative regulation of transcription by RNA polymerase II. Gene Ontology annotation, molecular function: DNA-binding transcription repressor activity, RNA polymerase II-specific. The record is from RefSeq and is a predicted model, not a curated record. Bases 187 to 1899 code for a protein of 570 amino acids. Lineage: Eukaryota; Metazoa; Chordata; Actinopteri; Pleuronectiformes; Pleuronectidae. The transcript is spliced from 2 exons.
UCGUUUAACCAGCGUUAGACAGCAGCUAACGUUAUCUUCCAGUCCAGCAGAGGUCGCCGUUCGCUCUGCGCCGUGCUGCGCUCGCGUCUAAGAAAAACUAUCGUUGACGCGGAAGUCAGGGUCUGUAUUUACCUCCAGCUGACUCUUUGUUUGCUCUGGGACUCGAACCGCGAAAGGAACGGGACGAUGUGCGCCGUGCAGCUGAUGCGGGCGUCAGUACAUGAGCGGAUCAGCGCCGCGGCCGAGGACUUCCUGCUGCAGGUGGACAGAGGGCCGGAAGCGGCUCGUGUCCUGAUGCUGAGGCCGCUGCUCAUCGAGCGGCUGAAGGCGGCGGCGGAGGCGAUCGUCGGCCUGUUCGAGGAAACCGUGGCGGAGUACGAGGACAUCGUGCAGCGGUCGGAGCGGGAGAUCUGCCGCCAGAGGAGGCUGCUCGAUGCCGUGUUGAAGCCCGAAGUCAGGCUGCACCGAGCAGACGUCCAGCAACUAAAGGUGAAUGAGGAAGCGGUUCCUUCUGAGUAUCAGGAUUGGAUCCCCAGUGUGGACCAGGAGGACUCGGAACCCCCCCACAUCAAAGAGGAACAAAAUGAACAGUGGAUCAGUCAGGAGGGAGAGCAGCUUCAGGAACUGGAGCAGACUGACAUUAUCAAGUUCACCUUUACUCCUGACACUGUGAAAACUGAAGGAGAUGAAGAGGAAACUCAGUCAUCACAGCUUUAUCAGAGUCAGACUGAAGAGGACAGAAAGGACUGUGGGGGACCCGAACCAGCCGGGAACUCUGGUCCUGAUGUACAUUUACAACCAUGUCCUGAGGACACGGCCAUAUACACUGAUGUUGAUGGGAUAGAGACCAGGGAGCCUAAGCCUGUAAGUGAUAUGAGAUGUACAACUGACAAGAAACCAUUGAACUGCUCAGAGUGUGGCAAACGAUUUAGCCGUAUGUACUAUCUGAAGGCACAUAUGACCGCUCACACUGGAGAGGAACCUUUUAGUUGUUCUGAGUGUGAUAAAAGAUUCACCCUCAAGGAGCAUCUGAAGUCCCAUUUGAAAAUUCACACAGGAGAGAAACCUUUUAGCUGCUCUGUGUGUGGGAAAAGAUUUCGGAUAAAGGGCGAUAUGCUAACACAUGUCUCGGUUCAUACAGGAGAGAAACCGUUUAGCUGCUCUGAGUGUGGGAAACUCUUCAGGCUGAAGCGGCAACUGCAAACACACGAGGCCAUUCACACCGGGGAAAAACCCUUUAGUUGCUCCGAGUGUGGCAAAAGAUUUGGUCAAAAGGAGUAUCUGAGAUCCCACAUGAGGACUCACACAGGAGAGAAACCGUUUACCUGCUCUGAGUGUGGUAAAAGUUAUCACCAUCAGGCCGGUCUGCAGGCACAUUUGAGGAAUCACACAGGAGAGAAACCCUUCAGUUGCUCCAAUUGUGGCAAACGAUUUAAUCAAAAGAGCUGCCUGCGGGUACACGAAAAGAUUCACACACGACAACAACCGUUCAGUUGCUCCGAGUGCGGUAAAAGAUUUGAUCACGAGAGUCGUCUGCAGAUGCAUGAAAGGAUUCAUUCACGGGAUCAACCAUUUACUUGCCUCGACUGUGGGCAAAGAUUUAGUUACAAGGCCAAACUAGAGGCCCAUUUCAGAGUUCACACCGGAGAGAAACCAUUUCGCUGCUCCGAGUGUGGUCAAAGCUUUAGUCGAAAGGACAGUCUGCAGAUACACGUCAGACUUCACACAGGAGAGAAACCGCUCAGUUGCAGCAUUUGCGACGAAAGAUUUAGCUGGAUUUAUCAGCUAAAGGCCCACCAGUGUGUAGGUGAGUCCUCGCAGCUUCAUCCGAGUCAGGCUGAGGAGGACAGAGGGGACUCUGGAGGACCUGAACCAGCCAAGGAUUCAGGUCCUGAUUGACAUUACUGUGGUCAAGACUGAAGACUCUUCUGAACCUGAGACUGAAGACAGCAAGUUGGUUAAAAAUAGAUAACGGGACCACAAUGUGUCCUGUCUGGACACAAACAAUUAGAAACUCCCUGUAAGUAGUAUUGUUUGGUUUGUGAGGUAGGUACAGUAAUAAUUCAUGUCUUCUGAAAUUUAAGCUUCUUAAAUUGAAACCAACAUAUAGGGCUGCUCGAUUAAUCGAAAUUUAAUCGUGAUUACAAUUAUGGGGUCAAACGAUCUCCAAACUACUAUAAUCGAGUGACGCACAUGCGCAAUUCAGUUCUUCCCCCAAAGCAUUCAGCGGCCCAGCUGACUGGCUCUCACUCUCAAGCUGCUGUAAAGUGAAGGAGCGAGUUGUGUGUGGUGAUCGGCGGUGAAAAUGAAAUAUUAAUAAUCAUUUAAAUAAUCGUGAUUUUGAUAUUGUCCAAAAAUAAUCGUGAUUAUGAUUUUUCCCAUAAUCGAGCAGGCCUACCAACAUAUAGCAUGAUACCCACGUGUUCAUUAUUAUUUCUGGACAACCUUAGCUAUGAACAUACAGAGGCUCAAUUUAGAGCUAGAGCAUAUUGUAAAGAGAUAAUUUGGCUCUAAAGUUGAAAAAGUUCUAUGCUUUUGUAGAAAUUCUUGAAGUUCAUUGUGAAAAUACAUCUUCACAAAUGUUGAUAAUUUAUUAAGUGCUUGAAAUGGAUUUACUGGAAUCUUAGUUACCUAAUAGCAGUGGAAUAUAUGUAUAAAUUGUGACAUAACUGCCAAAAAUUAAAUUUUUUAAAAACA